AUGGGCUGUUUCUCUUCUAAACAUAUCGAUCCUCGAAUGAUCUCUGAACCCGUACCCAUUCCAUCUCAAUCUCACCAACCAUAUCCUUCAACAAACCAACAGCAAUAUCCAGAGCAACAUGCCUACCCACCUUCAGCUGCUAGAUACGAUCAAGAUACACCACCUCAACUUCGUCCUUAUCAAUUCCCUACCCGAUCGUUCGAACCUAGAGGUUUACCUCCAGGUCAUCCUUUCGCCAAUCCAUAUUCCAAGUAUAUGCCGUGA
This is a messenger RNA of Kwoniella mangroviensis CBS 8507, 264 nucleotides long. RefSeq lists its product as uncharacterized. NCBI's taxonomy places the organism in Eukaryota, Fungi, Basidiomycota, Tremellomycetes, Tremellales, Cryptococcaceae. The record is from RefSeq and is a predicted model, not a curated record. The coding region runs from base 1 to 264 and encodes 87 amino acids. The transcript is spliced from 2 exons.